This is a messenger RNA of Larimichthys crocea (large yellow croaker), 4942 nucleotides long. RefSeq names its product dipeptidyl-peptidase 6a (gene dpp6a). The transcript is spliced from 26 exons. Gene Ontology annotation, biological process: proteolysis; regulation of potassium ion transmembrane transport. Gene Ontology annotation, cellular component: voltage-gated potassium channel complex; plasma membrane. The coding region runs from base 551 to 2980 and encodes 809 amino acids. Lineage: Eukaryota; Metazoa; Chordata; Actinopteri; Sciaenidae. The record is from RefSeq and is a predicted model, not a curated record. Gene Ontology annotation, molecular function: potassium channel regulator activity; serine-type peptidase activity.
AGCCUCUUGUGGGGAAGAGCUUAACGGGGGAGGGAGAAAGAAAGGUAGGGAUGAGACUGAGAAUGAAUCAGGGAGAGAGAGAGAGAGAGUAGACAAACACACAGACAGAAGACGACUUGUCUUGGGGAGACGAAGACUGAUAAACCUUAUAAAGGGAGCAGAGUCAAUGAGAAAGAUCGAGAGGCUGUGAAAAGUCAAAGAGGGAUAGGCAGAGCGCUGUGAAGGAAAAGGGGGGAGUGGAGUGGAGGAGAGAGAAAGAGAGAGGGAGAGACAGCCGAGGCGAGUGAAAGCCGGGCAGCACACAUCUCCAAAGAGCCCAUCUCGGCGAAUGGAUCUCUGCGCAUCAGACCGAACCCUUGUCGCUGUGUGAUUGAUUGGCCAACGUGGAAGUGUGCUUUGGAGGGUGCUAUAGUCAGCUGACCAAGGGUGGAAGAGGUCUCCACUAAUCCUCCGCACUUUAGGUUCCACUUUAUUCGGGCGCUCGUCCAGAGGACUUUCUGCGUGAAGAAGAAGAAGAAGUGUUUGAGGAUCUGUUGCUGUCACUCCAGUCAUGUCAAUGCUAAUCGCCACCCAGCAGAUCGACACCACCACCUCCAAAAUGGAGCUGGUGGGCAGUAACCCUCCGCAGAGGAACUGGAAGGGAAUAGCGAUCGCCCUUCUUGUCAUUCUGGUCAUCUGCUCGUUGAUCGUCACCUCCGUCAUCCUGUUGACACCAGGUGAGGAUGACCGCUUGGCUCUCAAGGGCAAGGUGACCGUUGGAGACCUGUUCAGGAAAGACUUCAAGGUUCACGACCCCAACGCCAAAUGGAUAAGCAGUAAUGAGCUCUUGUACCGUAACCGCGAAGGCGAUGUCGUCAAGUUCAACGUGGACGCGGAUGAAAAGGUCACCUUGGUGCAUAACAAGAAGUUUGAAAUGUACAAAGCCAGCAAGUACGAGGUGUCUCCUGACAUGAAGCAUGUGCUGCUGGCCUACAACGUUGCACCGGUGUACCAGCAUUCUUACACGGCGUUCUACAUCAUCUGCAGUCUGGAGACUCCGGAGACGUGGAACUUGAACCCUCCAGAGGUGCGAAAUGCUCAGCUGCAGUACGCAGGCUGGGGACCCCAGGGUCAGCAACUGAUAUUCAUUUUUGAGAACAACAUCUACUAUCGCUCGACAGUGGAGAGCCGCUCCAUUCGUCUGGUGUCUACCGGCAAGGAGGGCGUCAUCUUCAACGGGCUCAGUGAUUGGCUGUACGAAGAGGAGAUUUUCCAGUCCCAUAUCGCUCAUUGGUGGUCUCCAGAUGGUGCCAGGUUGGCUUAUGCCACCAUCAAUGACACGCUGGUGCCCAGGAUGGAGCUCCCGAUGUUCACCGGCACGCCUUACCCAAUGGGGAAGGAGUACCACUAUCCUAAGGCCGGUGAGGAGAACCCGGUCAUCACUUUGUAUGUGGUCAACCUGAAUGGACCUCUGCACACCAUCGAGAUGAGGAGACCUGAUGAUCCCAGGAUCGGCGAGUACUACGUGACCAUGGUGAAAUGGGCCACCACCACCAAACUGGCCAUCAACUGGCUGAACAGAGCCCAGAACAUCUCCAUACUGACGCUGUGUGAGGCCACGACAGGAGUCUGCACGAAGAAACAUGAGGAUGAAAGUGAAGGAUGGCUGCACAGACAGAAUGAGAAGCCGCUGUUUUCCAAAGAUGGACUGAAGCUCUUCUUCACUCGGGCCAUUCCUCAAGGAGGCAGGGGCAAGUUCUUCCACAUCUCCAUGUCCAUCUCCCAGCCAAACACCAGCACGGAUACGCUGCAGUCCAUCACGUCCGGAGACUGGGAUGUCACCCAAGUCCUGGCCUACAACGAGGACAGCCAGUUGAUAUACUUCUUGAGCACAGAGGACGGCCCGAAGCGAAGACAUUUGUACAGCGCCGACACGUUCGGUUCUUUCAACCGCCGCUGUCUGUCGUGCUCCUUGUCCAACGCCUGUGGCUACAUCAGCGGCUCCUUCAGCCACAACAUGAGCUAUUUCCUGCUCAACUGCCAAGGCUGGGACAUCCCGUUUGUGUCCAUCUACAAGACCCAGAGAGACGCCGAGAGCGAAACGCAGGACAGAGAGAGUAUUGCGGAAGUCUAUAAACUGGAGACCAAUGAGAACCUGAGGCUGACCCUGGACUCCAUGCAGAUGCCCAAAGUGGAGUACGAGGAGAUCAACAUGGAUGACUACACCUUGUCGCUGCAGAUCAUCAAACCUGCCGGCUUUGUGGUUACGGCGCACUAUCCACUGCUCCUGCUCGUCGACGGGACACCCGGUGGUCAGAUGGUUGCAGAGAAGUUUCACAUGGACUGGGCCACGGUGCUGGUGAGCAGCUUCGGCGCCAUCGUGGUGCGCUGCGACGGGCGAGGCAGCGGCUUCCAGGGGACCAACCUGCUGCACCGGAUCCAGAAGAAGCUGGGCGUGUACGAGGAACAGGAUCAGAAGGACGCGCUCAAUUUUCUUCUGAAAGAGCCGUACGUUGAUAAAACCAGAGUUGGAGCUUUUGGAAAGGUGUACGGAGGCUACGUGACCAGCCUGUUGGUCAGCGGUGAGGAAUCCCCUGUGAAGUGCGGCGCUGUCCUCUCACCCAUCACCGAUUUUGAGUUAUACGCCUCUGCGUUUUCAGAGAGAUAUCUCGGACUGCCUAAACCUGAUCCAAGGGCAUACACGAUGGCAAAUUUAGCGCACAGAGCUUCUCAGUUUGUGGAUAAGAAGUUUCUCAUUAUCCAUCCAACAGCUGACGAAAAAGUCCAUUUCCAACAUACAGCGAAAUUCAUCGGCCAGCUCAUCAGUGAAAGGGCCAACUACACCUUACAGAUCUACCCAGACGAAGGCCACUUCAUUCACAGUGAAGCAACACGGCAGCACCUCAGCCAGUCCUUGGUGAACUUCUUUGAGGAAUGCUUCAGGCUACCAGAAAUAGUGUUCGAGGAAGCGCUGGAGGAGGAGAGCGAAGACGAGGGUUAGCCUGGCCUCCUGAGACUCACGUGGACCCCGAAUCCUUCCCCACCCAUACGUCUCGCCUACCGUAACUUCCAUCCUGUCCCUGUGCCCAAGCACAACACCGGCAUACAGUUGUCCGCAAUAUGCAACUCUCACCUGUUCUCGCUCGAUUCGAUUUGGUUUUGCAUUUGGACUCCCGCGUGUCCGCAUGCUAAAACCCGAGACUGCCUUUCCAGCAGAAGACGAUCCACACCUACAUCCAUUCUUCAUCUUUUAGCCCCGACCUCCAAACCCAAAAGGCCCGUCUAGAGACCCAACAAAGACUGACGACACGACGCGAUGUUUUGGAAUAUACUGAUGGAUUUAACAGCAGGAUGGACCGGCUCCUCAGAAGCAGUGGAGAGAAAGCAUCAGCUCUCACACAAACUUUCAAGCUGUGAGGAGAAGGAACACCUUAUAGCACAUAACUGGUGGGCUUGUAUAUUUAAUGAAAAUCAAGACGCCUGCUGAAAAACACUGGUUGUUCGUAACGGGUGACUGGAAAUGUGCGGAUACAGGAAAUGUUACUAUUUUUAAAGUUGUGAAGAACUUCCAUGUUGGACUGUGGUUGUGUCUAUUGUUCUUACAGUAUGUAAAAUAGCACACAAGCAUUCACUCGGCUACUACGGAUAUAUUUUCUUUCGGUAUUCUUCAUGUUUGCCCUGAUGUUGGUUUCAUCUCGUAGCUUCAUUUUAUGUGUUUCAGCGACGCUGACAGAAUUCUCUAACUGGCAAAGUGUUUGGAAUAAGAAAAAAAAGACCCGCCAAGGGUUUAUUAAUAUUUUAUUUAAAAGUUUUAUUGUGAUGAUCCAGUUUUAUCAAAUGUUUUUUCCAAAAAAAAAAACUGCAUUAACUUGUUUUAGUCACUGUGCCUUACUUUGUCAGAAAACAUCCUUGCUGUGGGACUGCAUUUAUGAACUACAACCAAGAUAAUUUUCUAAUAAUAGUUUGACAUUUUGGGGAAAUGAGCUUAGCUGUGUUCUUGUGUUAGAAGAGAAGUUUGACACCCGGUAAAUAUGAAGCUACAGCCAGCAGCUGUUUACCUAGAAAUCAUUGGCCAUCAUAACUUGUAGUUUUUACAGAUAUGACAGUGGGAUGAAUCGUCUACAAGAAUGCGAAUGAGCACAUUUCCCAAAACGGCAGCUAUUGUUUUUAAAUCUAUAAUUAUUCAAAUAAAUUAUGAGAGCUACUUUCAACAGUUACACACUUUAAUUGAGAAAGUGAAGGGAUUUUAAAAGUUUCAAAGAAAACCGUACGACGACAUUACACCGAGCUCAAAUGUACAGAAUCUGCAUGCGUUGUCGCUUAUACGAUGUUUAAGGAAAGUAGGUGAAGAUUUAUGAGCAGUACCAGAAACUACAGUGUUUGUUACUGAAAGUACCGUGUCACCGACACUUAAAUCAGUAAAAUACAUCGUUUCAAGUUGAAGGUAAGAAGCCACCCAGAGAAAUUCUGCAUUUGUAUAGGUGGAAAAAUUAAUUGAGUCCAAAUGAAGACUUACCAAACGAUGAAUUCUUCAGGCACAAGUUUAAUUAUUAUUUUUUUAUUAAAUUAUUAUUUGAAUGGCCAUUUGUGUUCCGUUUCAGUGCAUGUUAAGAGGUUAUUUGCAGCACUAUCCCCCAAUAGCUCAACUCCACAUGGUAAUUUUGACAUCUUGAAUGUUUCUUACUGGAUUGCAUAAAUUACAUUUCCAGUAGUAUUGUGAUUGAGAUCCCAGUCUCGUCAGCUUGGUGUGUAAAUGUUAUUCAAAUAUCAUUUUAUUCUAAAAGAAAAAAAAAGUUAAAAAGAAUCAAUAUUACCUGAGUGUUAUUUGUGCAUAAAGCAUUUUGGAAGUUACAUUUGACUAAUUCAUUUCUGUUCUCCUGUUGCUGUCCUUGAACUGAAAGUGGACUUUAUAAAUGCCAAUGGCAACAUCGAACUUUCUUUGCCAGUGGUUGAGGACUUUUUU